CUUCCUUGAGCGUCCUAACACGUAACCUAAUUAAUAUUCAUGAGCUUAGCGUAGUUCCUUCCUAUGUGCGCAGUGAGUCAACUGCGCAGAGAGCGGAAAAACAAACAUGAUUCAGUGGGUUCAUCAAGCUCCAGCGUUAUUUAUUUCUUGUUGUUGUGGCAUUUAGUAAAACAAGUUAAGUUUAAUCAAGAUCACUUCAUAAGCGCGCAGAUUUGCUUGUCGUGUUUAUGCUUCUUUUAGUUUUCGGUGCUUAACUUUGUUUUGUCAGUGAUGUCCGAUGGCAGUGAAUCCCGCAGAUGCUGAGGCUGAUGAGCUGCCGUCUGUGCUGUGGGGUUUGGACCCCGUGUUCUCCGCAUACUCGAGACUCUACAUAACUGACAUCCUACAGAUGAAAGAGUCCAGACAAGUACCUGGAGUUUAUUUCUACAAGACUCACCCACUCUUCCAGGUGGAUGUACUGGGGACGGUUGUUUACAAGCGGGAGAGAGAAGAUUUCUACUGCUAUGGAGUGGAUGACAGUACUGGUGUCAUAAACUGCCUUUGUUGGAAAAAUGAGAAAUGGAAUGAUCAAGGAGAAUCAACUGAAUGCAGAGAUCCUAGCGGAUCCUCCAGAGGAUUUAACAUUGAAGAUGAACUCAAACGGCUGAAGGAGGCUGAACGGAAGAGCACUGUGCUGGAGAUCGGAGACCUGCUGAGGGUACGAGGAACCCUCAAAACCUCCAGGGAUGCAAGGGAGAUCAGGGCCACCUCCUUCUAUAAAGUAAAUGACCCUUUGAUGGCAGUGCAGAUCAACAUUACGUGA
Messenger RNA from Sinocyclocheilus anshuiensis, 802 nucleotides. Its product is annotated as CST complex subunit STN1-like. Lineage: Eukaryota; Metazoa; Chordata; Actinopteri; Cypriniformes; Cyprinidae. The record is from RefSeq and is a predicted model, not a curated record. Bases 278 to 802 code for a protein of 174 amino acids. The transcript has 5 exons.